[Torrubiella] hemipterigena is the source of this 1464-nucleotide messenger RNA. NCBI's taxonomy places the organism in Eukaryota, Fungi, Ascomycota, Sordariomycetes, Hypocreales, Clavicipitaceae. The record is from the annotation of a GenBank genome assembly.
AUGGCUGCUCACGGCGACCUCCAAGAGCUGCUGCGCAUGUUCACCUCGCGAAAGGUGUCCAUGAUGGGAGCCAUGGGCCAUAUUAAAGCUCUCCAGGCGGUUAAACUGAAAACCAUCGACCAGAUUGCCGCCGCGCCGCUAAGCGACAUUGCGGAUGCCCUCAAGGAUGACAAACUCGCCAAGAGCUUCCAUAGCGCUUGCAAAUCUCAUGGAAAGGCCGGGAAAAAGCGAUCAGCAGACGAGCCCGAGUCACCGUCGCCGAAGAAGCAGAAAUACCAAGUCAGCAAGUUCAACUUGGACUACAGCGCCCUGACGCCGGACGAGUUGGAAGACACCCUUACGCUGCCGCUGGAGAAAGAUGAGACCCUCCUACGAUCGACAACCAUUAUCACAAAUAGAGCGCCGCUAGUCUUGGCCUUUUCGGCCGAGCUUCUUCGCAUAACGAUGCCGGAACAACCACCGAGUAGCAGAUUGAGCCUGUCGCAAGCCGUGGUGAGCGCCAACUCGAAAACCAAGGCAAUUAGUCUGGGUAUCGAGGCUCCUGGAACCGAAAUACCACUUUCAGAUGGCCAACCAAAGGUUCGUGUUAUGGGCCGCGAGAUCCCAGUCUUGAAACGAGCGGGAUAUACUUGGUCAGGGUCAAAGUCACCUCAACGGGUGACCUCUCCGACGUCGCCGCGGCCGCAAAACACUUGGUCUGCAAGCCAACCCAUUACGUUAAAGGCAUCUACGUUUGUGGCGCAUGCCAUCAAAGUGGAUUCUGCUGCGCAGCGUGCGAGUCUCAUCAAGGGUCUCAUGGGCGAGAAGCCAGAUUUGAUGACAGCAGACCACAAUGCGUGGGCAGUGAGAACCAGCUUUGGUGGCUCGCCGCUAGUACAGGAGGCAUCGUUCGAUGACGGUGAAUCUGGAUGUGGCAAGUUUCUGCUUGAUCUAAUGCGCACUCUGGACACGACGAAUACACUCAUUGUACUUACCAGAUGGUACGGCGGCAUCAUGCUGGGCCCUGACCGAUGGCGCCUGAUGCGCGAGUGCGCGAACGACGCACUGGCGUCUAUGCUUCGAACAUCGACUCUUGGAGGAGAACCUGUAUGGGGAUUAGACACGGAGGAUAAUAAGCCAGUGGUGUCAACUGUAGGAAUGGCCAUUCAUAGGCCGGAAGGAGCCCGCAACUAUCUGCUUCGCUCGUUUUCAUCAGCCCCAGUGGACGGCGUUGAGCCUAAGAAGACAGUCGCUGCCGUGCAUGAAGAAAAGCUGGAGAACCUCGCGAAGCUGCUCGGAGCGUUGCGGCUGUUGUUUGAAAGCUGGCAAGGCGUUUUGACAAAGACGGAGCUGGAUAGAAGAGCGUGGAGCUGGUACGUUGCCGUGCGUCCAGAUGUCGAAUCAGGACCGUCAGGCUGGGGAGCCAAAGGACCAUUACCGUUGGCUAAGAUAUUGGAUUUGAGACGCACAGAAGCUGAGCCGUAG